Vitis vinifera (wine grape) is the source of this 702-nucleotide messenger RNA. Its product is annotated as dirigent protein 22. NCBI's taxonomy places the organism in Eukaryota, Viridiplantae, Streptophyta, Magnoliopsida, Vitales, Vitaceae. The transcript has a single exon. The record is from RefSeq and is a predicted model, not a curated record. The coding region runs from base 52 to 591 and encodes 179 amino acids.
UUUACAUACACUCCCAGUAGGCCUUGGUCUUUGAGCUAGAACCACCCACCCAUGGCGCCAACCUCACUAACAACCUCUGUCGCAAUCUUCUUCCUCCUGCUUCUAGCCAUACCAAUAUGUCUAGAAGCGAAACCACUCAAACUCAAACAAACCCAGGUAGUUUUCUACAUGCACGACUGGGAAACAGGGGCAAACGUCACCGCCAUCCCGAUUGCUGGCCUCCCCAAGAAGCCAUGGGCGGUUGGUACAUUCGCUACCAUCAUUGCUAUUGAUGAUGCGUUAACUGAAACAAUUGAUCGCAAUUCAGCACAAAUAGGGCGCGCCCAGGGCAUCUAUGUGAACUCAGCUCUGGACGGCUCUGACUUACACUUCUUGAUGUCAGUGGUGUUCACCAACAAGCAGUACAACGGUAGCAGCCUUGAGAUUCAAGGUGCUAAUAGGUUUUUCAAUAAGUAUAGAGAGGUUUCGGUGGUGUCUGGAACUGGGAUGUUCCGGUUAGCCCGGGGUUAUGCCAUCUUGGAGACUGUUUACUUAGACCUACCAGUUUCCAACGCCAUCAUUCGUUGGAAUGUUACGGUUCUUCAUUAUUGAAUUAUAUGGAGUCAGGCAUCUUGAUAUGUGCCUUUGUUUGUUGUGAGGACAACGGUAAAUAAACUUGAGCGUGAUUGAAUAAAGAUAGUAUUCUCUGUUUGAGCAUUGUCA